This is a messenger RNA of Eimeria maxima, 1950 nucleotides long. RefSeq lists its product as hypothetical. The coding region runs from base 1 to 1950 and encodes 649 amino acids. Gene Ontology annotation, biological process: mRNA splice site recognition. The record is from RefSeq and is a predicted model, not a curated record. Gene Ontology annotation, cellular component: U1 snRNP; U2-type prespliceosome. NCBI's taxonomy places the organism in Eukaryota, Apicomplexa, Conoidasida, Eucoccidiorida, Eimeriidae. Gene Ontology annotation, molecular function: mRNA binding. The transcript is spliced from 5 exons.
AUGAUUGGAGUGUUUGCUGGUGUGCUGCAGCGCCGAGCAGCAGAGGGAGAGACAGCAGCAAAGAGGCAGGUCCAGCGUCUAGAGGAAGAUAUAGCGAAAACCCUCAAACGGGCGGAGGAGGCGGGGAGGCUAGGGGAGACAGCUCUUGCGGAGACACUGAAUGCGACUGCAUCCAGACUGCAGCAGAAGCGUGUGUGUCUCCUAAGCAGCAGCAGCGCGAGCUCUCAGUCACAAGACCUAAGGCCCUGCGAUGUGUGCGGUGCCCUUCUUGACGCUGGAUUGCCUGAAACAGACCGACGUGUGGAGGAUCACCUAUUAGGACAGCGACACCGUGUGUUUGCUGCUAUUCAUUCUUCUAUAGAAGAAAUAAAAGAAUACCUUAAGAAUGCUCCUCCUAAGAGACGCUAUACACCCCAUGCAAACAGCAAAAAUAAGAUUGUUCAUGGUGCAACACCAUUUGCUGGGGGGAUCUCGCUGAGGUCGUCAGCUGAGAGGCCUGAGCAUCCACUCACCGCUUGCUUAGCGCAGCGAGCAGCACUCAAAUUGUGCCUACUUAAGGCCAAGCAGCAGCGGCAGCAGCAACUGCAGCAGCACCUGCAGCAACACCAGCAGCAACAGCAGCAGCAACGGCAGCAGCAACAACUACAGCAACAGCAACAGCAACAGCAAGAGCAGCAGCUGCAAAGUGGGAAGCUGCAAUUUGACUCGUCUGCAGCACUUGAAGCAGCCCAGGCGGCAGUAGCCAGUGUACUUGCUGCAAAGGGCCUACCGUUUUCGCCGCCAGCAGCAGCAGCAGCUGUUGCUGCACCAGCAGCGGCAGCGGGAGUUUCAACAGUACAGAUCAAUGUAGAAGCAGCAGCAACGACUGAUGCAGCAGGAGAUGAUGCCACACAGCAGACAACUGCCUCCUUCCCUAGCACCCCUAGUACGUUUACGGACUGUGAGAGGACAACAAGUGGCAGCAGCGAGAACAACAGCAACAAUAACAAUUUCAUCAGCGACAGCAACAGCAGCAACUGCUGCAGCAGCAGAGGCCGUAGGAAUAGCAGCUGCAGCGACACCGUCCAGAAGCCGAAUGCAGCGUGCAGCAACAUGAGUGACGGCCACAACAACAACGUCGACAGCAACAGCAUCAACUGCACCAGCAGCUACAACGGCAGCAAGUGCAGCAGCAGCAGUGGCAACGACAACAGAAGCAGCAGCACCUGUGGAGCCGUUGGGAGACGCGGGAAACAGCCUUCUGAGGAGAUCGUGCGCUGCGGUGGUGGAGAGUGCAGAUCAUCCAACAGCAACAGCCGUAGCAGCAGCAGCAGCGGCAGAAGCAGCAGCAGAGAGAGCAACAGCAAACUUGGCAAGCCAGGCCAUUUUACGGAAAGCCCUGGUGACAACGAAGAGAUACCGGCAGGUGCGGCAGUGGCGGCAGCAGCAGCAAACGUCGUGGUAGUAAAUACCGCAACAGCAGAUGUCCUAAGGACACAGGCACGCACAGCAGCAGCAAACGCAAAAGCAGCAAACGCAGCAAAGACGAAGCAUCCAGCAGCCCCCGGUGCAGGUGCAACCGUUCUAGAAGAAGCUCCCGAAAAAGAAGUGACGGGGGCAGCAGCAGCAGCAACAGGUAUGCAGUUGACAAGGAGAAGCGGCAUUCGACGGCGAGCGGCAGAACGGAAACUGAAGGGACACAAAAGCCUCAGGGGGAAGGAACGUCAACGAUAUCCCGCAGCGGCAAUCGCAGCAGCAGGAGCACCAGCAGGAACACCAGCAGGAGCACCAGCAGGAGCACCAGCAGGAGCAGCAGCUGGUGCUCUUGCAGCAGAGCGUGCCGCGACAUUGAUGAAGGUACAAAAGGGGGGAGAAUGCACAGCGGAAGAGGAGCAAAGCACAGCAAAUGUAGCAGCAGUAGCAGCAAGAGGAGCCUUGAUAUAUGUGCCGCCAAAGGGUGGAUUUUGCUAG